AUGAAUACAGUGGAAGAUCUUGGAAGUUAUAAACUUCAACUUCAACAGGUCGAAGCGGCACUACUCACUGAACCAGAUAAUGCUGAAUUGUUAAAGCUGAAAGUCGAUUUGCAGGAAAUUAUCACUCUUCAAGAAGAACUAAGAUCAUCAACAGCCGAACAACCAAGCAGUACGACCUCUGACGAUGCUAUUAAAAAUACUUGGAAGGUGGGGGACCAAUGCAUGGCGCCAUCCUCAAAUGGACAAAAAUAUUUGGCAGUAAUUGAUGGGUUUACACAAGAUAAUGCCGCUGUUACACUGGUCGGUAAAGGAACAAAGACUAUGGUUAACGUGAGCAAUUUAAGUGCGGUUUCGAAAGAUGAAAGCAAAGUGUAUGUUUGGGAAAAAUCAACCAAAAAUAUACGUCAUCGCAAAAGCGAAUGGCAGAUGGAACGUGAAAGACGACGACUGCGAGCACUAAAAAAAGAACACCGGAAAAAGGAAUUAGAAGAAGCAAAGGAGGAUGAGAAGAGGAAAUGGCUUACUUUUAAUGCAAAAGCAGCAAGUCGAAGCAUGAAAGGAUUUAAACGACCUACAGCAUCUGGAUCAGCUCCAGAUGGACCUGCAUGGGGUAUUACUUCACAGGCGAGGAUAUCAUCACGGCAAGAUCUCGGUGCUUUCAAAUCAACGCAACGUGGAAAUAUGGAUUCAUUGUUUUAA
Messenger RNA from Cercopithifilaria johnstoni, 699 nucleotides. The record is from the annotation of a GenBank genome assembly. NCBI's taxonomy places the organism in Eukaryota, Metazoa, Nematoda, Chromadorea, Rhabditida, Onchocercidae.